This is a messenger RNA of Xenopus tropicalis (tropical clawed frog), 3432 nucleotides long. RefSeq names its product ADAM metallopeptidase with thrombospondin type 1 motif 15 (gene adamts15). Gene Ontology annotation, biological process: extracellular matrix organization; proteolysis. The record is from RefSeq and is a predicted model, not a curated record. Gene Ontology annotation, molecular function: zinc ion binding; metalloendopeptidase activity; metallopeptidase activity. Gene Ontology annotation, cellular component: extracellular matrix. Bases 444 to 3260 code for a protein of 938 amino acids. The transcript is spliced from 8 exons. Lineage: Eukaryota; Metazoa; Chordata; Amphibia; Anura; Pipidae.
AGAGGCAAGACCAAUAAGCCUUUCCAGCACCUCCCAGGAAAAAAAAAAAUCUAUUUGCACAGGACAGAAAUGUAUAUAAAGCCCUAGAAGAAGCUGAUGUUGCCUGUGAAUCGACAGGUAGUGAAGCUGCACACAAUGCCUCCAGCACUGAGCCUCAGCAUUGCCUGAAUGAACAUCUGGAUUACUGGCUGCAAAAUCAGCUUUAGUGUUUUUUGGAAUUUGUGGAAGUGAAUAUUCAGCUAAACCUUUCCAGUUACCCAGCUCAUUUUUCCUGCAUAAUUUAUAUUAUUUUAAAAAAUCAUGACUUGGAGAACUUUGUUAUUUUUUUAAUUCCUAUUUUACCAGCAUUUCCAGUCUCUCUUCACAUAAUCUCUUUUUUCACUCCAUGUCAAAUAUAUUCUCUGUUUAUUUUUGGAUGCAUUGACUUGUGAGUCACGAAAACCAUGUGCACACAUCUGGCUGUCACCUCUCUGCUUGCUUUGGAUCUACUGCUUCUCAUCCCUUCUUUGUGUUCCUCCUUACAGGAGGUUGUGGUUAUCCCCAAAAGGCUGGAUCCUGAUUUAAAUGGAAGAUAUUAUUUAAAAAAAGAAAAUGAUAAUGCAAAGGAUUUAGGGGUCAUUUUCCAAAUCACAGCUUUUUAUGAGGAUUUCUACCUUAAUUUGAUCCCUGAUGCACAGUUUAUUGCUCCAGCCUUUUCUAUGCACUUCCCUGGCUCUAUCCCUAAACAAUCACCCGAUUUAAGACAUUGUUUCUACUCAGGGGAUGUCAAUUCUGACCGUGAUUCUUUUGCUGCACUGAGCCUUUGUGGAGGAUUAAGGGGUGCUUUUGGCUACCAAGGGGAGGAAUAUCUCAUCAGACCUUUACAAAAUGUCACUAGAGACCAAUUGCAAAGCAGCCACCAGGGGCCGCACCUGCUACAGCGCAGAAAAGGACCUUUGAAGUCAGUAGACACCACGUCCAGGUGUGGAGUUGGUUCUGGUUUAAAUCAAGGUAUUAUGGAAGCUCUAAACAAAUACAAGGGCUCUCACAAUAAAAAGCAGUUGAAUGGCACUAGGUUGAAAGGCAGUCACCGGUCUCGGCGUUUCGCAUCCAUAACUAGGUAUGUGGAGACACUAAUUGUAGCUGAUGAGACAAUGCUCAAGUUUCAUGGUGAUGACCUUCAACACUACCUGCUCACCUUGAUGGCCACAGCAGCUCGAUUAUACAGACACCCCAGUAUCCAGAAUCCAAUCAACAUUGUGGUGGUGAAAUUUAUGGUGCUAACUGAUGAUGGGAAGGGUCCGAAAGUUACAACCAAUGCUGCCAUGACACUAAGAAGUUUUUGUGGGUGGCAGAAGAAAUGGAACAAAGUAAGUGACAAGCACCCUGAGUACUGGGACACAGCGAUCCUCUUCACCAAAAUGGAUCUUUGCGGUGCUUCUACCUGUGACACACUGGGAAUGGCAGAUGUUGGCACCAUGUGUGAUCCAAAACGAAGCUGUUCAGUAAUAGAGGAUGAUGGCCUUCCCUCUGCUUUCACAACAGCGCAUGAGCUCGGUCAUGUUUUUAAUAUGCCUCAUGAUAAUGUGAAGGUCUGUGAAGAAGCAUUUGGAAAACUGAGGGAGAAUUAUAUGAUGUCACCAACACUUAUACAAAUUGACAGAGCCAACCCCUGGUCUGCAUGUAGCGCAGCCAUCAUCACAGACUUCUUGGACAGUGGGCACGGAGAAUGUCUUCUGGAUGAACCAGCAAAACCCAUUUCCUUGCCAGAAGAACUGCCAGGUGCGAGAUACAGCCUAAGUCGACAGUGUGAGCUGGCAUUUGGCCUGGGUUCUAAACCUUGCCCUUACAUGCAGUACUGUACUAAGCUGUGGUGCACUGGAAGGGCACGGGGGCAGCUGGUAUGUCAAACCCGUCACUUUCCUUGGGCUGAUGGAACAAGCUGUGGUGAUGGAAAGUUCUGUCUCAAUGGUGCCUGUGUAGAAAGGCACAAUGUGAAUCGUUAUAAGGUGGAUGGAGCAUGGGGGAAAUGGAGCCCCUAUGGUCAAUGUUCUCGGACUUGUGGUGGGGGUGUACAGCUAGCCAAAAGAGAAUGUAACAACCCAGAACCCUCUAAUGGAGGCUCCUUCUGUGAGGGACUAAGAGUGAAAUACAGGUCUUGUUCACUAAAUCCUUGCCCUGAAACUGGUAAAAGUUUCAGAGAAGAACAAUGUGAAUCUUUCAAUGGUUUCAAUCAUAGCACAAACCGUAUCACUCAAACAGUAGGAUGGGUUCCAAAAUACUCAGGUGUCUCUCCAAGGGAUAAAUGUAAGCUUAUAUGCAGGGCCAAUGGCACUGGAUACUUCUAUGUGCUUUCUCCAAAGGUAGUCGAUGGGACACCGUGUUCUCCUGAUGCCACAUCUGUCUGUGUACAGGGAAAAUGCAUUAAAGCUGGCUGCGAUGGGCAACUUGGCUCAAAAAAAAAAUAUGAUAAAUGUAGAGUUUGUGGAGGUGAUAAUAAAAGUUGCAAAAAGAUAUCUGGUCUCUUCACCAAACCUAUACAUGGCUAUAACUUUGUGGUGACAAUUCCAGCUGGAGCCAGUAAUUUGGAUGUACGGCAGCGUGGUUACAAGGGCCUGAUAAAUGACGACAACUACCUAGCAGUAAAGAAUGCACAAGGCCGUUACCUGUUGAAUGGGAAUUAUAUUGUGGCUGCAGGAGAACGGGACAUUUCUGUCCGAGGGAGUCUUCUGAAAUACAGUGGGACAGGAACUGCUGUGGAAACAUUACAGGCUAUCAAUGUAAUUCAAGAAUCCUUGACAAUAGAGGUACUAUGUGUUGGAAAAAUGACACCUCCACGUUUAAGGUAUUCAUUUUAUAUCCCUAGAGAAAAGAAAGAUGGAAAAGUUGGACAGGUGAUAAGUAAUAGCCUAGCAGGUUUACCCCCGCCUUUACCUAGGCUCAAGCCUCAAUCCAACUGGAUAGCAGGAAACUGGGGAGACUGCUCUGUAAGUUGUGGUACUGGACACCAGAUUCGGACUAUUGAAUGUCGCGAUCCUUGGGAACAGCUGGCAUCAGACUGUCAGGCAGCCCUUCGGCCAUCUGAAAGAAGGACCUGUGGUGACCCUUGCCCAGUGUGGGAUGCUGGAGAAUGGUCAUCCUGCUCUAAGAGCUGUGGCCGUGGUUUUAAAAGAAGACAGUUGAGAUGCAGUGCAGAUGGUGGAGUAACACUGCCAAGAGAGCACUGCCAUCUGAAAAGAAAGCCUCAGGAGCUGGACUUCUGUAAUAUUCGGCCUUGCUGACAUUAUUGGGACAGUUGGAAUCUGGAGCAAGGAACCAGUUUCUGCUGCACUAUAUAUAUAUAUAUAUAUAUAUAUAUAUAUAAAUGUACUACAGAUGUGUCAUUUAUAAGGGUUCAAAAAAUGAAGAAGCCCAUUGUACUUAGGGAAAUAAAAUAUACUUUGCAUAAAUUGA